Molecule: messenger RNA, 3015 nt
Organism: Hemiscyllium ocellatum (epaulette shark)
Lineage: Eukaryota; Metazoa; Chordata; Chondrichthyes; Orectolobiformes; Hemiscylliidae
Gene: chm
Product: CHM Rab escort protein
Exons: 16
Coding region: 52-2205 (717 amino acids)
Biological process (GO): intracellular protein transport; small GTPase-mediated signal transduction; vesicle-mediated transport
Cellular component (GO): nucleus; Rab-protein geranylgeranyltransferase complex; cytoplasm
Molecular function (GO): GDP-dissociation inhibitor activity
Source: RefSeq, a predicted model, not a curated record
GGCGUCACGUGCGUUAUGUGAAGAUGGCGGACGCUCUCCCGGAGGAGCUGGAUGUGGUCAUCCUGGGUACAGGUCUGCAAGAGUCCAUUAUUGCAGCUGCUUGUUCUCGAAUUGGCCAGAGAGUUCUUCAUGUUGACAGGAGGAAUUAUUAUGGAGGCACCUGGGCAAGUUUCAGCUUUUCUGGAUUAUUGUCUUGGAUCAAAGAAUGCAAAUGUAUCCUUCCUUAACUAUGGAGACAAGCUGCACACAGUAUACCAGGAACACACUACUGACACAACAGAAGCUGAUUGGAAAGAUAAGAUACUAGAAGGAGAAGAUGCCAUUCAACUUGGUCUGGUCGAUAAAUCUAUUGAGAAUUUGGAAGUCUUCUGCUAUGCAAGCACAACGACAGACGAAGAUGUUACAGAAGUAGGAUCUCUUGAAAAUAAGCAAUCAAAUAUGGAUUCUAACACUGGAGCAGCGAAUGCAGGAAUGAAAAAUCAAGAUGAGAGAAAUCAAACACACACAAUUCUAAGCAGUGGUGAUGCAGAAUCUCCUCUAGAAAACAAAGAUUCCUCACACUCUAAGGAGGAAGUUUCUACUGAGAAAAUUGAAUCAGAGGACAAACCAUGUUCUUGUAAUAUUCCUUCAUCUGUAGCCACUGAAAUAUCUCUGGACACAAAAGGGAUCGCUGAUGGUAUAGCUACAAUUGAAGUGGAAACUGGCAAUGUAAACCAAUCUAUUGAUACCUCUGAUCAACAAGUGAAGAAAGAAGAAAAAAUAACAACUUAUUCACAAAUUGUAAAGAAUGGCAGGAAAUUUAACAUCGACUUGACCUCCAAGUUUCUGUAUUCCUGUGGCUCCUUGGUCAACCUUCUUAUCAAAUCCAAUGUCAGUCGGUAUGCAGAAUUCAAAAAUAUUACCAGGAUACUUACUUUUCAAGGAGGAAAGGUUGAACAGGUACCGUGUUCCCGAGCAGAUGUGUUUGCCAGCAAACAACUCACUAUGGUGGAGAAACGAAUGCUGAUGAAAUUUCUUACAUUCUGUUUGGAAUAUGAGCAACACCCAGAUGAAUACCUAGACUUUCAGGACAGUAGGUUUUCAGAUUAUUUGAAGACAAAGAAAUUAACUGCAAAUCUACAACAUUUCAUUCUGCAUUCCAUCGCUAUGGUGUCUGAAAUUGCUUUGACCACUGAGGGACUCAAAGCAACUCAGCACUUCCUACAGUGCCUUGGGCGCUAUGGGAACACGCCAUUCCUCUUUCCCUUGUAUGGUGUUGGAGAAAUACCACAAUGCUUCUGCAGGAUGUCUGCAGUCUUUGGCGGAACGUACUGUUUACGACAUUCGGUGAAAUGCCUGGUGGUCGACAGAGAAACAUCGAGGUGUAAAGCUGUUGUUGACAGUAAUGGCCAUCGCAUAAGCUGUCAAUAUUUUGUUGUGAAUAAUAGCUACCUACCUGAGGAACAUGUUAAAAAUGUACAAUACAGGUAUAUUUCAAGAGGAGUUCUUAUAACAAAUUCUUCUAUCCUGAAAUCCACUUCUGAGCAGAUAUCUAUUUUGACUGUACCUGCAGUGGAAAAAGGUCAACCGUCUAUCCGAAUCAUUGAGCUCUGUCCCUCUUCAAAUACCUGUCCACAGGGCACCUAUCUGGUUCACCUAACUUGUCCGUCAAAUGGAACUGCCAAAGAAGACUUGGAACCUGUUGUGUCCACACUGUAUGCCCAGUACAGUGAAAAUGAUGCUGAUUUUGGUGAUCAUGAAGUGAAAGGGAAACCUCAAGUACUUUGGGCUUUAUAUUUCAAUAUGAGAGAUACAUCAGCAGUUGACAGAAGCACAUAUGAAGGCCUUCCCAGUAACGUCUUUGUCUGCUGUGGACCUGAUGUUGCUCUUGGAUUUGAGCAGUCUGUUAAGCAGGCAGAAGAUAUCUUUCAUCAAGUCUGUCCAGGGGAAGAGUUCUGUCCCGCGGCUCCAAACCCUGAAGAUAUUAUCUAUGAUGGUGAUGGUGCGCAACCAGGAAGCUCUGGUUUUGGAACUUCUGCAGAAUCAGAAGCAGUUCAAGCAAAAGAAAAUACAAACCCCGAAUCUGAUCCCACAAAAGAUGGCAACAAUGAACUGGUAGAACCAUUGGAUAAUAGUGAAGUAGACAGACAAUCGCAAAUGGCCAACUCUGAUGCUGAAGAUUUGAAGUGUAAUAAUGGGAUGGAAAUUCCAAAGGAUGCAGAAUAAUGUAUUUUUGAAAGGUCAAAGUAAUGGCCCAUGGUGGUAUUUUGAAGUUGAUGCAAACUGAAAAAUGCUGUUAAUAUAUCAUAGUGAAAUUAUAGAGGGCAGCCUUUACAUCUUGCAAUGGUCCAACUAAUUGAACAUUCUAAUUCGACAGGCAGUAUAUCCAUACCUUACCUAAAUCAAUGCUGUAUUCUGUUGUGUAAAAGUAGUCCUAACAAAUAGAUCUAUUUUCAUCCACUUGCUGCUACUCUUCACUUUACUUCCCCAUUACCCUGAAAAUGGAUUAAUGUUGAGGUCUAUUGACACUAAUUAAAAGUAACCGAUCUUAAAGAUGGGUUUGGAGAAGAAUUGCCAAAAUAAGCUUUGCUUAAAGCAUGUGGAUGUUUAAAGACUAUUAACAUAUCUAAAAUUAAAAGCUACAGCUUGCUUUGCUGGAACACUUUUAUCACAAUACUGUUCCUAAAGAUUGGGUAGAACUCACUCAUGAUAAAUGAUGGAAAAUAUUUCUUUUGACAAGAAAUGUUCAAGCCAUUCAACGUUUUGAAAUAUUGUUUACUGGAAAAAAUAUUAAGUGCUAAUGUUACGUUAUGAAUAUACUUCAGAAAGCAGUGGCAGGUGCAAACAAUUUUCUCAGUGGAAAAUCAAAUAGGUCUAUAAUGAUAUGUGAUGGAAUAGCAGAUGUUUUGCAGAUCAAGGUACUAUUUUCCAUGAGUAAUGUGUUCAAUAUCAAAAACAUAUACUGUGCAAUAACCUGUGAAAAUACACCUCAUUUAAUGGUUAUGUAAACAAAAGUGAUUAAAAUGUUGCAAAAAA